AUGUAGAAUAAUAAAUAAAAUCAAGCAUGUCCUAAAUCACUUAGGAGUAAAUUUUAAAUGUAUUUUUAGCUAAAGAAAGCACAUUAACUAAACAUUCAGAAGCAUUUAGUAUAUUAGAUUCGAGGAUAUAAGAUACUAAAGAUAAUUUUGAAUUGUAAGUUCUUAGAUAUCAGAACCCUCAGAGUAUAUUUUAAAAUCCCAGUGUAUAGUUAAUGCCAAGCUUUUCAAAUUUCAUAUUUAGUAAUUAAUACAAUCCAACUAUUGCUGAUUAAUUGUUGCAUUCUUAGUUGAUACCUUAGAGUAAUGCUUUUUAAGCUAUGCCUUUAAAAAGUAUUGCUGCUGAGGGUAUGAGGAUAGUAUGUGAAAUAGAUAUUUUAAUGUUGAGACAUUUUUAUCAUUUAAGAGAAUAGGUAAGGGUUCUAAAAAAUUUUAGAUUUUUAACAAGCAUAAUUAAACCUCAUCAAAAAGAAUGGAUAGUAAUUCUAAUCAAAUUGAUUGGAUUAAGGGGAGAUUCUAAUAUCGAUUUAAAGAAAAGAUCAGUAAAAUGAUGUGCAAGUUAGUAGAUGAAGUAAAAUCACUCAUAAAUAAUAAAACAGAAGAUGAUUAAUAAAUUAAUAUUGAUAAAUUGAGAUUCUAACCUGAUGAACUAAUAUAACUAGAUAAAGAAUUAAAGGAAAAAAGGGAAGAUUAAUAAGAAUACUUGGAUCCUUAUGAGAUUUGUCUUAGAAUAGCAAAGUUGAUAGAAAUGUAUUUUAGAAGUUCUGAUUAAUGAAUUUAUGUGCUUUCACAGAACA
This is a messenger RNA of Paramecium sonneborni, 794 nucleotides long. NCBI's taxonomy places the organism in Eukaryota, Ciliophora, Oligohymenophorea, Peniculida, Parameciidae. The record is from the annotation of a GenBank genome assembly.